AUGGCGGGCAAAAUGGUGUUAUACAAGUUGGUAGUACUAGGCGACGGAGGUGUCGGAAAGACGGCCUUGACCAUACAAUUGACAUUACAACAUUUCGUUGAAACGGUAAGCAAAUCAAUCCCCCUUUCCAGCGCCAGUCCAUCACCGGGCUUCCAGUCUAUCGAUGCAAACCCAGUAACCAUACUGAUUCACCCUUUUCAGUAUGAUCCUACGAUCGAAGACUCCUAUCGAAAACAAGUGGUGAUCGAUGGUCAGUCCUGCAUGCUAGAAGUGCUUGACACGGCAGGUCAAGAAGAAUACACAGCCUUGCGAGAUCAAUGGAUUCGUGACGGAGAAGGCUUUGUGUUGGUUUACAGCAUAUCCUCGAGGUCGUCUUUCACGCGAAUCACAAGAUUUCACAACCAGAUACAACGGGUCAAAGAAUCAUCCUCAUCCUCGCCAUCAUACCCCGGAUCACCGCUAUCUGCAACAGGUCCUCAGGCGCCGGUUCCAAUCAUGUUGGUGGGUAACAAGAGUGAUAGAGUGACAGAACGAGAGGUUUCCACUCAGGAAGGGCAUGCUCUAGCAAGGGAGUUAGGCUGCGAGUUUGUUGAAGCAUCUGCCAAAAAUUAUAUCAACGUUGAGAAGGCCUUUUAUGAUGUAGUAAGACAACUACGACGGCAGCGAACGGCGAACAGCAGUUCGAAAGCGCCCAUGACCAGCAAAACAAGUCGAUCACAAACUGGAGAAUUAUCUUCGAGAGAUCAUGGACGGAUAUACCGACCUAAAAAGAACAAAUGCACCAUAUUAUGAGAUGACACAUUACGAAUCGCAGAAUUACAAUCCAGCUUCUUGCUAUUUCACUUUGCAUAAUGUUGUUGGCCUUCUCUCAAUAACUUCUCUCAGUAUUCUAUGGGCCGUCUGUUUUUCAUAGCCUCCCAAUUAUCGACUCAUAUUAUUUCCUCGGCGCCCAAUUUUUCAACACGAUUUGGCGAAAGGAGUAUCAAAAAGAGGCACAUGGCGUAUUUCAUGAUCACACGACUGGGAACAACUACCAGAGAUAAAGAUUUCUAUUUCCGACACUCCUCAUACAAACGGCAUUCAGUUUUUCUUCCCUGGCGCAUGUUCUUGCUUGUUUUUGGGACCAAGGGCGGUUUUAUAUCUUCCUGCGAGAUUUCACGGCAUUUUCAAAUGAAUUUUUUCAAGUUCAAUCUUCUAUACAAAGUCGAUAUCCUGAUAGCGAGUUUGAUAUUUUCUGGUUGUCUUUUUUUCUCUUGGAAUUCUGGGAGAGCGUGAAGUAAGGAAGCAAGCGAGCAAGCAAGCACAAAUCCAUUUCACCAUCAAUGGUCACAUUGAAGGGGGUUAUCUAUCUGUAAGCAGUCGAUGGAAUUUGGAAUUGGGAUAGAUUUGGGGUCCGUUUUUUGGGGGUGGGGGGUUAAGAGGGUAUUUGGGGAAAGAGAGCAAAGGCCGGGUUAGGUAGGUAAGCCAGAGAGUUGUUUUUUUUUUUUCAAGAGAGACAAAAAAACCCCCCCAAAUAUAACAUUCGCGAGCAGCGAGAUGAUCAAAUGAAAAAUCAAAAUCCUUUCUUCUUGAAUU
Hymenoscyphus albidus is the source of this 1575-nucleotide messenger RNA. The record is from the annotation of a GenBank genome assembly. NCBI's taxonomy places the organism in Eukaryota, Fungi, Ascomycota, Leotiomycetes, Helotiales, Helotiaceae.